AUCGAAUCGUCCCUUCUCUUUACAAAAAUCCCGCUUACUAUCACCUUUUACUAUAAAAGAUACCCGAAGCCAGGAAGUAACAUUAGUUUCUACGUCAACCAGUGUCGGACUGUUGUUUUUUUUCUAAGUAUCUAAGCAGUUACAUAAUGCUCAGGUUUGUGGUCGCGUGUGGCGCGCUUGUAGCCCUCGGUAGUUGCAGGCCCGGCAUUGUUUCUACAUCCUUCGACCAUGUGGACAACAGUGGGGACCACGGUCUGAGUUUGGCGAGCAUAAGCUUCGGGGGUGCGAGCCAUGGGCUCGGCGUCAGCAGCCUGGGCAGUGGAGGACACUCGCUGGAAAGUUUCGGCGGCGGUGGCGACGGUGGCUACGGGGGCGGUCACGAGGGAGGCGGCGGCGGCGGUUCCGGCGGCGGCGAUUUCCACCACGGCGUUAGCAUCGUUGGUGGAGGCGGCGGCGGCGGCAAACCACAGACCAUCGAUUUGACCAAUCAAGGGGACCAUCAUCAUGGCGCAUUCGGGGGCAGUUUCGUAGCGUCUAGCAAGUACAGCGGUCACGGGGGCGGCGGAGACGGCGGUCACGAAGGCUACGGCGUGUCGGAAGGCGGCGGUUUCGAAGGUCACUACAGUGACGUCUUGGGAGCCGGCGACGACCACUCCGGGGGUGGUUACGAGCACCUCUCCUCCGGCUCUUUCGGCCAUUAGUUACUUAAAUAUUCAUGACGCACUGUAUAUUACUUAAACUCGACUGCCUUUGUAAAUAUUUUUCCGUUUUUGUUUUCGUUGAUUAUUUUUAUACUGUUGGCUGAUUUUU
This is a messenger RNA of Cylas formicarius (sweet potato weevil), 810 nucleotides long. RefSeq lists its product as uncharacterized. The transcript has 5 exons. NCBI's taxonomy places the organism in Eukaryota, Metazoa, Arthropoda, Insecta, Coleoptera, Brentidae. The coding region runs from base 147 to 701 and encodes 184 amino acids. The record is from RefSeq and is a predicted model, not a curated record.